CACCCCAAAGUACAGGGUGGCAGUUUGUUAUUUUAAAAGCAAAAGACGAAAGAAACCAGUGGGCAAUAACUUCGUGGUCACUACCGAUUGCCACUCAUGGCUCAGAAUCACAGUCAAAUGGCUGAACCCUAGCUACCUUUCCUACUGCGCGAUCGAUGUUGGCUUUCGUUUUCGUUUUCUCUUUCACGGAAUUUAAUUCAGAACGGUGCCCUUUGAUUACACAGAACGGAGCGAAACAAACAAGAAGAGAAGUUCUGAAGUUGUGAGACGGGGCCUGCAAUAUGUUCAGAACCAUCUCUCUCUUGCGUGCUCCAGUCACCUCUCUCUCCCAGACCCUUGUCUCGUUAUCCCAUCAUUCGCUGUGCUCGAAGCCCAGUCCAAUCUCCUACAAGGUUACUGUCUGCCCGACGUCCCCAAUUCCUUCGUAUCCAUCAAUUCCCAUUCUCCUUAUUUCGCCAUUCUCGCAUUCGUCGCGGCAGAGAAAUGAAGAUGAACACGAUGAUGAUUUCGUGUACAAUAGAGACCCAAAAAGCCCUCCCAAGCUGGUCGUCGUUCAACCUCGCCUGCGGCCCGAUACGCUUUUACAGGCUAAGCUAUCUGAAGCUCUGAACCUCGCCAAUUCCCUGGAAGAGCAGCGAGAUGGAUACCUCGGUGAAUUUGGGAAAAGGGAUUUGCCGCCGCAUCUUGUUGUUCAGAAUCCCGCUGUCAGAUCGUCUAAGGCGCAAGCAGACACAUAUUUUGGACCAGGGACCGUGGACACUGUGAAAUGUCAUCUAAAUGCCAUCGAGUCAGAGGAUGAGUUGGAUGCAGUUUUUGUGAACACAAUUCUUUCAGGGAUUCAACAACGAAAUUUGGAGCGGGCUUGGGGGAAACCUGUUUUGGAUCGUGUGGGCCUUAUAAUAGAGAUAUUCAAUGCUCAUGCCCAGACAAAGGAAGCAAAGCUACAGUCAGAAUUAGCAGCUCUAAUGUACAAGAGGACUAGGCUUGUUCGUGUCCGUGGCCCCAAUGGACGUCUAACUUUUGGAGCAUCUGGAGAAGCUGAAGUUGUCAGUGCCCGAGGGAGAGGAAGUGGGGGACGUGGUUUUACUAGUGGUGCUGGAGAGACUGAACUCCAACUUCAACGGCGAAGAAUAUUAGAGAGGCGGAAUCAUUUACUAUCCCAAAUUGAAGAGGUUCGUCGGACCCGGGCACUGCAACGUGCUUCUCGCAAGAGGCGUGGUGGCUCACAAGGUCAAGGGUUAGCAACUGUUGCUGUUGUUGGGUACACAAAUGCUGGGAAAUCUACUUUAGUCAAUGCACUUUCAGAUAGUGAUCUAUACAGUGAUGACAGAUUGUUUGCAACAGUGGAUCCUCGAUUAAGAAGUAUAGUUCUUCCUUCAGGGAGGAAAGUGCUUCUUAGUGAUACAGUAGGGUUUAUUUCAGAUUUACCCGUUCAGUUAGUGGAAGCGUUUCAUGCAACCUUAGAAGAAGUGGUGGAAGCAGACCUUCUUGUGCAUGUACUAGACUCUAGUGCACUCAAUCUGGAUGAGCAACGGUCUGCAGUACUGCAAGUAUUGCAGCAGAUAGGAGUCUCUGAUGAGAAGCUUGACAAUAUGAUUGAAGUUUGGAAUAAGAUAGAUCUCCAAGAAAGUCAACUUGGCACUGACAAGUCUCUAGAUGAAGGUGAAGAUGAUGAAGCUGGUAGUGUCUCAGAUGCAGGAGAGGAUUAUGUAGCAUCUAAUAUGAUGUCACCUUUUGAACCUAUUGGUGAGGAUAACCAUGGUAUUGCAUCUGAGUUGUCUCCAGAGGAGAUUCCAGAGGUUAUGGAUGAUAAUCAAGGUGAUUUCACAGAAGAAUGCAAGACUUUGAAUGAGACACAAGAAAAGGCCUCAGAAGAUUGGAACAAGUUUUGCAAAGAUUCAUAUUCUCAACCUCAAGAUGUUCAACAUGUGGAAACAUCUGCCAUUAUGGGAGUUGGCUUGCAGGAGUUGCUGAGCCUGAUUGAUGAGAAACUGAAGACACAGAAAGCCCUGGAAAGGAGUAGCUUAAAUCGUAAAUGGAGACCUCCUCAAAUUGUGGAUGACAAAAUGGCAGUCGAGCAGUAGAAAAUGCUUUAUGAAAACAUUUCUACUUCCGGUAGUUACAAGUCAAGCACUCCCUCCCUCUCUCUCUUGGAUGUUCUGCCUGUACUUAUUAGUCAAUUUAUCUGUCUUUUGCAUAGAUGGCUGUUAGUUGCUCUUGAAGCUUUGGAAUUUAAGGAGCUUGGCAAUCAAGAUUCUGGUGAGGUGGUUGAAACACCUGCUGCCAAGUACAGUGAGACUUUCUGGCAUGGUGUCACCAUUCUUGCAAUAUCAAACGAUUUGGAGGAAAAGAAGAAAAUUUCUGGAGUGUUUCUUCUUGGAGUAAGCUCAGAGGAAUAUGUUCUCUUGCUAAAAAGAUAAUUUUGCUGAUUUCUGUUGGUAAUGUAUUGAAGUGUAAAUCAAUGAUAGUAGGUUUUUUCGAUGCUUAAAUGUUUCUAAUAAUUGGUCAUAUGUUCACUGAUGUAUUUAUUUACUGGGCUUAAUGUUUAAUGAUAUCAAACAUGCUGUAAAAUGGUUAUGGAAUGUCAAAGGAAACUUCAUAGUUACAAAUAUGAUGCUUGUUUUGUUUA
Messenger RNA from Nelumbo nucifera (sacred lotus), 2629 nucleotides. Its product is annotated as GTP-binding protein, HflX. The record is from RefSeq and is a predicted model, not a curated record. Gene Ontology annotation, cellular component: cytoplasm. Lineage: Eukaryota; Viridiplantae; Streptophyta; Magnoliopsida; Proteales; Nelumbonaceae. Gene Ontology annotation, molecular function: ribosome binding; GTP binding.